Emiliania huxleyi CCMP1516 is the source of this 306-nucleotide messenger RNA. RefSeq lists its product as hypothetical. NCBI's taxonomy places the organism in Eukaryota, Haptophyta, Isochrysidales, Noelaerhabdaceae. The record is from RefSeq and is a predicted model, not a curated record. The transcript is spliced from 2 exons. The coding region runs from base 1 to 306 and encodes 101 amino acids.
AUGCCGCUGAUCCGCCGCGAAUACCAGGAGACGGCCACCUUCAUCGUUCAGAGCAUCGGCAAGCUGGUGGUCGGUUCGGAGAUCGGCGGGACGGGGCAGAAGAGGAAAGACUACUCAAAGAAGCAGUCGCGCGCGGAGCGGCGCGCCACGGGUGCGACCGACCAGGCGCAGCAGCGCAAAGAGGUCUUGGCCGGCACGGUGGUUCUUGCGGUGCUCCUCUUCUUCGCGCUGUACGGCCUCUGGGCUACGAUCCAGGGGAAUGAGCCGAAGCGCACUCGCCGCAGCAGAGAAGUGCUGAGAGAAUAA